AAGUUCAACAAAGAAAUUCGAUAGGUCGAAAAUAAAAGUCGAUGUAAGUUCAGUCGAUACAGAACAGUCAUCUCAGUCGUAUUUUUAUCUAUGCGAGACUAUUAUUCUAAAAAUUAGUUGUCACAAGAUUAACGCAAUUAGUGAAAGAUUCGUCGCUGUCUCGUGUCGUUUUUGAAAAGUUUUAUACUUGGUAGGUGACAAAAUGAUUUUCGAAAGAAUGAGUGCCAACAUUUUCCAUAAGGUUAGACAGUUAGAAUCUCUUUCCAAAACUAGCCUUUUUUCAAACUCUUGCAAAGCAGCACAACUUAGUAGAACAUCAACAAAUUUUGCUGGUGUUAAUCAAUGUUUAAAUUCUACUGUAACCAAAUAUGGAAACACUAGUUUCCUGAAAAAGCUUCCAACAAUUACAACUGUUGGUUUGCAACAAAAUCGUAAAGCAGCUACAGCUUCAGGUGACCAUGUACGUUUGUGGGUAUUUGAGAAAAUUGUCUCUGCAGCACUUCCAGCUGUAAUUCCUGCUGCUCUAUUAAUGGAAAAUGCAGUUCUUGAUGGGUUAAUGUCCAUAUUAGUUGUAAUGCACACACAUUGGGGUUUAGAAGCUAUUAUUACAGACUAUGCAAGACCUAGUGUUGUUGGACCGUUAUUACCAAAGAUUUUGCAUAUUUCAUUGAUCCUACUUUCUGCAGCAACACUUGCUGGACUACUUUUGCUUAUACAUAAUGGACCUGGAGUUGCAAGGGCUGUUAAAGAUGCUUGGGCAAUUGGUAAAGAACCACCUACUCCUCAAACAGAAAAACCUGUUUCAACGUAAAUUAUCAUUAUUAUCUAUUUGAUUUUUAA
Molecule: messenger RNA, 840 nt
Organism: Colletes gigas
Lineage: Eukaryota; Metazoa; Arthropoda; Insecta; Hymenoptera; Colletidae
Gene: SdhD
Product: succinate dehydrogenase [ubiquinone] cytochrome b small subunit, mitochondrial
Exons: 4
Coding region: 203-811 (202 amino acids)
Biological process (GO): tricarboxylic acid cycle; mitochondrial electron transport, succinate to ubiquinone
Cellular component (GO): mitochondrial envelope; membrane
Molecular function (GO): heme binding; ubiquinone binding
Source: RefSeq, a predicted model, not a curated record